AUGCCACAGAAUCCACGCCUACGCAUUCGCCUGAUUGGUCCAAGUGGGCACAAGUCCGAGUACCACUGCGCCACGCUGCUGGGCAACUGGCAGGAGGAACGCACGUCAUUCGGCCUCAAAGAUCCGGCAAAGCAGCCAUUAGAGAACAUCACGACCUACAAAGGGUCGUACAAAGGCCCCGCUAACGAUGAGGAACUGUUCGCCGCUAAACCGCCUGGCUGCUUCUGCUCAGAGGCACCGGCCGAACUGCUGUUCUAUCAAGGUGAUAUUAAAGCGCCUCCAAAACAUCAGUUUACGGUACACGAGCUCAGCUACACGGACCCAACCAGCGCAGCCGCCACCAUGACACUCAAAGAUAUCCUUGACAAGGAAGGCACAUCACAGCGGCGUGAAAAAACUGACGCAUUGCGUCGCACAAUGGGUCUCUCUGCAAAGACGGAACCACGCCAAAAACGACUAUCUUUUGGAAAGAGUAUUGCCGCGGCGCCCUCGUCAUACAGCGUGGCAUCCACCUUAAAGUCAGAGGACGGUUUCAUGGAAAGUACGCGUAGUGGAGCAUACAAGACUCCAACAAUCCCACCCAUUGGGCGAGUGCAGGAAAAGGAACGAUUUCUGACAACCAAAAAUGUCACACUUGACGCAACGGGGCUGUACGUCACGGACAAUAUCGACGAGUACCCCGCGACCAGCACCAACUGCUGGGGGCAAUUCAUGGCGUACAAGGAUAACCCGAUGCAGAGAACACGCCUACGGGAACAGUAUGAGGAGUAG
Trypanosoma grayi is the source of this 771-nucleotide messenger RNA. RefSeq lists its product as hypothetical. The coding region runs from base 1 to 771 and encodes 256 amino acids. The record is from RefSeq and is a predicted model, not a curated record. The transcript has a single exon. NCBI's taxonomy places the organism in Eukaryota, Euglenozoa, Kinetoplastea, Trypanosomatida, Trypanosomatidae.